Astyanax mexicanus (Mexican tetra) is the source of this 15828-nucleotide messenger RNA. RefSeq names its product Fraser extracellular matrix complex subunit 1 (gene fras1). Gene Ontology annotation, cellular component: membrane. Gene Ontology annotation, molecular function: calcium ion binding; protein binding. Bases 361 to 12390 code for a protein of 4009 amino acids. Lineage: Eukaryota; Metazoa; Chordata; Actinopteri; Characiformes; Acestrorhamphidae. Gene Ontology annotation, biological process: cell communication; homophilic cell-cell adhesion. The record is from RefSeq and is a predicted model, not a curated record. The transcript is spliced from 74 exons.
ACACUGUAAUUAUUACCGCAGGAGCGGGUCGCGCGCGCGUGUUUUCGCCAUGGCUCCGAGCUCUUAAACCUGUGAGUCUGUACCUGUGGGAGCUGAGAGAGCUGCUGUGGGUCGGGGAAGUUUGGCUGCUCCUCUGUUUCUCUACUUCAGCGCCCGAACUCACGAAGACCGCCGCGGACCCGGACCGGCCGCCCGGCUCUCUGCAGACCCUCAGCGCUGAGCGCGCAGGAUGUGUGGAGCGCGCUGUGAUUCCUACCGAGGCUAAAAUAAAAAACAGCAGCAGCAGCAGCAGCGCAGCGGAGUGUUUUAUAUUAUUAUUCUCCCUCUGGAUUAUUUCAGCAGUACCGUGGUGAAGUGAGGAUGGCUGGGCUGUGGAGGAUCUCACUCUCCGUUUUUACUUUAACACUACUUACCGCCGUCUCACACGGAGUACAAGGAGCGUGCAUUCAUCAAGGCCUGCUGAUUGCGAACAACACAUCAUGGAAACCGGACACAUGUCAGGACUGCACCUGCCACAGUGAUGUCGUCAUCUGCAGAGCCACCCGCUGCCUAAACCCUCAGUGUGACUUUCAGAGGGGCGAGCGCUUGAGAAUCCCGCCCAACAAGUGCUGUCCGGAGUGUUUCCCACAGUCGUCCGGCUCCUGCCAGCACCGGGGGGCAGUGCACAGGCAUGACAGCCAGUGGAGUGAGUCCAAGUGCUCUGUGUGCACAUGCUCUCUGGGGAAAGUGACCUGCGUCCCUCCUGCCUGCCCUCCGCUUAGCUGUGGGAGCGGACAGAGCCCGUACAUCCCAGCCGGAGAGUGCUGCCCUAAGUGCGCUAGAAAUGGAGCUUCGUGCUCGUGGGAGGGAGAGGAGCGCAGAGAUGGAGAAGAAUGGACCCCCAGUCCCUGCACUAAGUGUGUAUGCCAGAAUGGAAACACACAGUGCUCUACUGCUGAGUGUCCACCAAUCACAUGCAAGCCGAAUGAGAACCUGGUGAUACAGCCUGGACGCUGCUGCCCUCAGUGCGUUUCAAACCCCUGCAUAGCAGCUGGAAAAGAAUACAAGGACGGUCAGCAGUGGCAGAAAAACAGCUGUACCACCUGCGUGUGUGACCGCGGACAGUCCCGGUGUCACACUGAGAAAUGUGCCCCUCUGCACUGCGACAAGGGUCAGAUGAAGGUGAAGCGGCCGGGUCAGUGCUGCGAGGAGUGUGCGUCGAGCAAAGGCAGCUGCCAGUACGAGGGCGCAGUCCGCUACCAUGGAGACAUGUGGAACGGCACAGGCUGCGAGUUCUGCACGUGCGAGCGCGGCCAGGUGCUGUGCCAGAGCGCAGAAUGUGCCAGGCUGGAGUGCCCACGGGGAGAAGAGCUGGUGUAUUUAAAUGGAAAAUGCUGCUCGGAGUGUAAGCCUGCGGUCAGCUCCUGUGUCUUCCCUCACCCGGAGAAAGAGGGAAUGAAAUCCAAUGUGAAGAAUUUCAGACGCCUUGCUAACCUGGAGAGUGUGAGUGAUGGGCCGUGUCGGGAGUGUCAGUGUAGGGAUGGCCAUGUGACCUGCUAUCAGCGCUCCUGCCCCACCUGCCCCGCCGGGACCCUCGCUGUGCCUCGGCAGGGGCAGUGCUGCCCUGAAUGCCAUCCAGCGGUCUCCUGCCAUCAGGACUGCCUGACGUGCUCCUCCUCUCCGGAUCACUGUGACAGCUGUAAAGAUGCCGGAGCGUUCCUGUGGAAAGGCCGCUGUCUGCACAGCUGUCCUACUGGCUUGUAUCCCCACGGCAGAGUGUGUGCAGCCUGCCAGCCGUCCUGUCUCACCUGUGUGAAUGGUUUUGAGUGUACGGCAUGUGGUGGGUCUCUGCUGCUCAGUGGCAGACAGUGUGUGGCCGCCUGCGAGAGAGGCCUGUACCAGGACCACACACAGUGUCUGAGUUGCCAUGGCUCCUGCUCAUCCUGUCGAGGGGCGGGACCUCAGGACUGUCUGUCAUGUUCGGACCCCUCCCAUCUGCUGAAGAACGGAUUAUGUGUUGCAGACUGUGGGCCGGGCUUCUACGCCAGUCAAGGCAACUGUUAUGCAUGUGACCCAUCCUGUGCUACCUGCCACCCGGACAACCCCAGCUGCUUGAGCUGCCCCAGUGGCUACGCACUGCAUCAUGGGAAAUGUGUUUCUGACUGUCCAGAUCAGCAUUACAAGGACAACUAUGGUCGUUGCCAAAUGUGCCACAGCUCGUGUGCCUCCUGUUCCGGACCCUCUGUGUCCCACUGCACCUCCUGCCCCGCCUCUCUCCCUCUUCAUCAAGGCCAGUGUGUGGAGGCCUGCGGGGAGGGACUCUUCACCCGGGAUGGACACUGCUACAGCUGCCAUGGGUCAUGCCGUGCGUGUGUGGGUCCAGAGCCAUCGGACUGUGUGCAGUGUGUAAAGCCAGAGGAGGUGCUGCAGCCCCAGCACACACACGUCUCUCACGGCACUUGCGUGUCCGCGUGUCUGCCCCAGCACUACCUGGAUACAGAACUUAUCUGCAGAGAAUGUCACUCCUCCUGUGCACACUGCACCGAGGGGAACGUCCGCAACUGCACCGCCUGUCUCCGACCCAGCGUCCUCCAUCACGGACAGUGCCUUGACCAUUGCCCUCAUGGCUUCCAUGUCCAGGAUCAUACCUGCCAAUCCUGCCAUCCAACCUGCAAGGAGUGUUUUGGUUCAUCUCAGGCGGACUGCACAGCCUGCCCCCCUCACGCUAGCCUUCACAAUGGCUACUGCAGGACCAGCUGCCCUGAGGGCCAGUACCUGAACGCUGUGGGCUACUGUAAUGAUUGUCAGCCUGGAUGUCAGCGGUGUACAGCAGAUCUGCAGCUCGGCUCUGGCACAGUGUGUCUGUGGUGUAAGGGCUCCCGAAUGCUGCUGCUCGGAGACCGCUGUGUGGAGCAGUGCCCACCGGGACACUACAGAUACCACGGUGCCUGCAAGAAAUGCCACAGUUCCUGUGCAGACUGCAGUGGAGAUGGACCCCAGACUUGUACUUCGUGUCUGACCCCUGCUGUUCUCUCGCCGUCCGGUGUAUGCGCGACUCGAUGCCCCAUUGGAUACUACUCUGACGAAUCCCGCGUGUGCAGAAAGUGUGACCAGCAGUGUCUGAGCUGUGAAAUGGCGGGAGUGUGUACGUCCUGCAGAGACCCGGCAAAGGUGCUGCUGUUUGGCGAGUGUCAGUACGAGAGCUGUGCUCAGCAAUACUACCUCAACACCACCACACGCACCUGCAGAGAGUGUGAUUGGAGCUGUAACUCUUGCCGUGGUCCGCUCCGCAGUGACUGUCUGCAGUGUAUGGAAGGUCAUGUUCUGCAGAACGGAGUGUGCAUGCCAGCCUGCUCCCAGGGGUCCUACCAGGAUGGAGAGAGAUGCCUGAAAUGUGAUGAUCAGUGUGAGCAGUGUGAGGGUCCGGGCAGAUGCUUGAGGUGUCAGACCCCCUAUGUCACUCUGAAUGGGCAGUGUGUGCAGAGCUGUGGUAAACACUGGUUCCUGGACUCGGCCGGGCAGCGCUGCUCUGAAUGCCCUGCUGGUUGUGUGGAGUGUGUGAGUGCAGGAGAGUGUCGUGUGUGUUCUGAGAACACUUUCCAGAAGAACAGACAGUGCACACCGGACUGUGGUCACGGAUACUAUAGUAACAGGAAGACUAGAGAAUGCCAAGCCAACACCCACGCUCCCUCUCUCCAUGUUAAUGGCUCGGUGUUUGUCCCUCUUGGAGGAGUGACCCCACUGGACCCAGCAGUCCUGUCAGUCAAAGACUCAGACAGCCAAUCAGAGAGCUUACUGCUCCAGCUGCUGCAGCUGCCCAAUAACGGCCAUCUGACAGCAAUAUCAGAGGAGGGCGGAGAGAGAGUGCUGAACAAGGACGACACCUUCACCCUCUCCCAGCUGAGGAACAGAGCCGUGCGCUUCGUUCACAACACAGAACAGAACAAGUUUGGUCAGUUCACUCUGAGGGCAGCCGAUCCACAGCUGUUCUCUCAGCCGCAGACUGUUAAUGUACAGGCUGUCUCCCAGCAGCCGCCUUUGGUGGUCACCAACCAGCCCAUUUACAUCAAUUCAGGAGAGACAGCUUUACUUACAAGGUCCAGUCUUCACAUUGAGGACCCAGACAACCCUCAGGACGUUCUUCUAAUGGUUCUGGACCCGCCACGACACGGCCACCUCACUCGUGUUCAUGCAGAUGGGCAAGUGACCCAGUUUAAGCUGGAAGAGCUGGUCCGUGAACAGCUGCAGUACGUUCAUGAUGGCACCACUGGAGAACAGGACAGCCUGCUGCUGCAGAUCAAUGAUGGGCACAGCUACCAGAAUGUUCUGCUGCAUGUCAACAUUGCUCAGAAGAACGCUCUCUCUCCUCACAUGCGGUCAGUUCCCAAAGUGUGGGUAAAGGAGGGAGGGAUGGUGCAGUUGUCCAAGAAGCAUCUGAAGGCAGAGUAUAAAGGAUCCAGCGACUCUGAAAUCCUGUACAGCAUCCAGUCUGACAGCGGACAGCCUCAACACGGUGAGAUAGUGUUCGUUCCCAUGCCGGCUGAUGGUCCAAUAGAAGCCUGGCAGGCUUUUCCUGAAAACAGAGACACAACGCCCACCACCACCUUUACACAGCAGGACAUUAAUGAGGGCACUGUGUGGUACCGGCACUAUGGCAAAAGCACUCAGAGGGACACCUUCCAGUUUCAGGUGUCCAGCGAGGUUUUUCCGGACACGCCGAGCGAUGCUCAGACCUUCAGCAUUGGAGUAAUGCCUCAGACUCCAGGUCUUCCCCAGCUAACUCCAGGAGCUGACCUACAGAUCAAUGCACUGGAAGAUCGUGUCACACUGAUAACUCCCUCUGCUCUCUCCUUCACUGACUCUGAGACGCCAAGCAACAAGCUGAUCUACAACAUCACUAAACCCCUACCUUCAGGCCACGGUAUGCUGGAACAUGGAGACAGACCCUACACUCAUGUCCGUUUCUUCACCCAAUCUGACGUAGACGCAGGGAAAAUCAUCUACAGACCCCCACAGGCUCCAUCCCACCUGCAGGAGCUUUACCAGUACUCUUUCACUGGCCUGCCAGAGUCAGUGAACUUCCAUUUUACAGUGUCUGACGGAGAGAACACCACUCCAGAGAUGGAUUUCUCCAUCCUACUGUUGGCCAAUCAUCAGCAGCCUCCAGUCUUUCAGAUUCUGGACCCGGUGCUGGAGGUCAGUCUGGGUGGCAGAGCUACAGUAGGUGGUCAGCAGUUGGCCGUGACAGAUGCUGACACAGCCCCAGAUGAGCUGGAGUUUGAGCUGGUAGAAAGUCCAGUGCAUGGGACUCUUCUGAGGGUGGACUUUGGGGCUCAAACCCAGAUGGUUAACGGCGACACCUUCACCUUUAGUGACCUAACCAGGAACGUCCUCCAGUAUGAGCACACCGGACUGAACACUGAGGAGGACAGCAUGAUCUUCUCAGUGACAGAUGGGAUGUCCAUGACCUCCACCACAGUGCAGGUGAUCGUUUCCGGGGUCAGAGGUGACGGCCCCAGGCGUGACCCCGAGGCCCUGCUGUCACUGGAAGUGGGAGAGAAGAGUAGCACCGUUAUUAGACGCUCACAUCUAGCUUAUGUGGACAAUAAUUCCUCUGAAGAAAAGAUUCGUAUCCAGUUGGUUUCUGUUCCCAUGUAUGGAAUCCUUACCAAGACCAGCUCUGAAUCAGAACAUGAAGAACUGAACGAGUACUCCACCUUCACUAUGGAGGACAUCAACCAGCAUAAAAUUAGGUACGUCACCUCGUUUGAAACUGGAAACCAGCCAGUUACCGAUAUCUUCCACUUCAUUGUCUAUGAUGGUGAGAACAAUCGCCUGGAAAACCAGAUGUGCACCAUUACCAUAACCUCUGUGCACCGAAAGCCCCCCGUGGUCACUGUCCACAGCAGCAUCAAGGUACAAGAGGGAGGCAGAGUCCAGCUGUCAGCCAAUCACAUCAUAGCCUCUGACCCAGACACACCCAAAAAGGACCUGCUGGUGUGGUUGAUCAACCCUCCAAAGUAUGGAUUUUUAGAGAAUACAAAACGAGUUGGCUCAGUGGGCGGAGCUCGGGUGAUCAGUCCAGACGUACCCUUUACCAUGGAAGACCUCACCUUAGACCACAUCUUCUAUGUCCAGAACGUCCACCAGGUCAAUGUACAUCAGGACGUCAUCAGCUUUUACGUUAGUGACGGCACCAGCCAGACGGAAGCCUUUGACGUCACCAUAGACAUCCAGCAAACCAAAGAAGACAAAGUUCCAGUAAUCUCAGUGAGCAGCAUCCACGUGGAGGAGAACACCGGUGUGGUCAUCACCAAUUCCUCCCUCAGCGUUCUGGAUCUGGACACACCAGAGAACGAGAUUCUGCUCACCGUCAUCAAAAAGCCGUCAUACGGCAAGCUACGUAGGAGGCAGUUCUACUCCCAGCCACUAGAGAACGGCAAGAUCCUCCUUCAGGGCUCCACCUUCACCUACCAGGAUGUUCUAGACGAGCUGCUGGUCUACACCCCGGACGGACACGGCUCUGUGACUGACGAGAUUCGAUUCUCAGUGACGGAUGGAGUUCAUACAGAGACAGGACGUCUGGAGUUUAGCAUGGACGUGAAAAAGAGUGAAGGACCCAGAGUCACCAUCAACCGAGGCCUUCAGCUAGCAGCAGGUUCCUCAUCUAAAAUCACAGAGCAGCAGCUGAAAGGGACGGAUAUUGAUUCUGACAACUUAAAACUGAAGUUCAGUCUGACCAAAGACGUGAGUGUGGGCAUCCUUCAGCUGACCAAAGGCAGAAGCAAAGUCCAGCUCUCUGCCAGAGGACCAGUCCGGAGCUUCACUCAGGAGGACAUCAAUAAAGGCUUUCUGGAAUAUAUCCAUGAGAAAGGAGACAGUGGAGGCAGUUUCUCCUUCAAGUUCGACCUUGAGGAUCCGGAGGGUAACAAACUGAUUGACGAGUCCUUCUUCAUCAGUGUUUUAGAGGAUAAGCUUCCCCCGUCAGUGGUGGUGAAUAAGGGUCUGGUGCUGGAUGAGAACUCAGUGAAGAAGAUCACUACCCUGCAGCUCUCUGCCACUGACCAGGACAGCGAGCCUGGAGAACUGGUUUACCGCAUCACCAAGCAGACCCAGCUGGGACACCUUGAACUUUCCACCAAUCCAGGCAAGCGCAUCAGCACCUUCUCUCAGGCUGACCUGGCCUCCCGCAACGUCCAGUACGUCCACACCAGCGAAGAGGAGAAACACUCGGAUGAAUUCUCUUUCACCGUGUCGGACGGGGCUAACGAGAUCUCCCAGACCUUCUACAUCAGUAUCCGGCCAGUGGACGACUCUCUGCCCGUGCUGCAGGUGCCUGGCAUGCGUGUGCAGGAGGGAGUGAGGAAGACCAUCACAGAGUUUGAGCUGAAGGCUGUGGAUGCAGAUACAGAGGAGGACUCGAUCACUUUCACUAUUGUCCAGGCUCCUCGUCACGGCACCAUCGAGCGCACCAGCAACGGUCAGCACUACCGGCAGACUAACACCUUCACCAUGGACGACAUCUAUCAGAACCGCAUCAGCUACAACCAUGACGGCAGCAACUCUCUUAAAGACCGCUUCACCUUCACCGUCAGCGACAGCACCAACAUGUUCUUCAUCAUAGAAGAAGGAGGAAAAGAGGUUGUCACUGCAGCUCCUCAGAAGUUUAAGAUUGACAUCUUGCCCGUUGAUGAUGGAACUCCUCGCAUCGUCACCAACCUGGGCCUGCAGUGGUUGGAGUACAUGGACAACAAGGCCACAAACCUGAUCACCAAGAAGGAGCUCCUCACCAUCGACCCAGACACAGAUGACGGUCAGCUGACUUACGAGAUCACCUCUGAACCCAAGCAUGGCUUUCUGGAGAGCAAGCUCAAACCAGGAACUACCAUUACCUCCUUCACACAAGCUGACGUUAACCUCGGCCUGAUCCGCUACGUUCUGAGUGAGGAUGGGGUUCAGGAGACCAUGGACAACUUCAAGUUCCUGGUAAAAGACAGCAAACCCAACAUAGUCAGUGACAAUGUGUUCCACAUCCAGUGGUCCCUUAUCAGCUUUGAGCACAGCAGUUAUAAUGUGAGUGAGAAGGCAGGCACUGUGGCGGUUACAGUGAAGAGAACGGGGAAUCUGAACCAGUAUGCCAUCGUUCUGUGCCGAACAGAGCAGGGAACGGCCACAUCCACCUCCAAUGUGGGCUCUCGUCCAGGACAGCAUGACUACGUGGAGCAUGCUGGACAGGUUCAGUUUGAUGAGCGAGAGGACACCAAGGUGUGCACCAUCGUGAUCAAUGAUGACCAUGUGUUCGAGAACAUCGAGAGUUUCACCGUGGAGCUCAGUAUGCCCGUGUAUGCUCUCCUGGGACAAGUGAUCCGCGCCAAGGUCAACAUCAAUGACACAGAGGAUGAGCCCACACUGCAGUUUGACAAGAAAACUUAUCAUGUCAAUGAGAGCACUGGAUUCAUCUUCGCUCCCAUCGAGAGAAAAGGGGAUACCAGCAGCACUGUGUCGGCUCUGUGCUACACCGUCCCCCGGUCAGCGCGGGGCAGCAGCCUCUACGCCCUGGAGUCCGGCUCUGACUACAAGAGCCGAGGCAUGAGCGGAGAGAACCGGGUGAUUUUGGGGCCGGGGGUCAGCAUGUCCACCUGCGACGUUAAGCUGAUCGAUGACAGCGAGUACGAGCUGUCUGAGGAGUUUGAGCUGGUGCUGUCUGACGCUUCGGAUAACGCUCGAAUGGGAGAUGUAACAGUGGCCAAAAUCAUCAUCGACGGACCAAACGAUGCCUCCACCGUGUUCCUCGGGAAUGGGUCCUUCACCUUCAGUGAGGAUGCAGGUACCAUUGAGAUCCCGGUGUUGCGGCAGGGAAGUGACCUCUCCUCUGUGACCUCAGUUUGGUGUGCCACUCGCCCUGCUGACCAGGACUCAGCCACUCCCGGAGUGGACUACAUCCCCAGCUCCAAGAAAGUCGAGUUCAGGCCUGGAAAGACUGAAGAGACUUGCAGUCUGACCAUAAUGGAUGACAUCCAGAACCCCACCAUUGAAGGAAAGGAGUCCUUCAUUGUCUUCCUCAGCUCUCCUAACGGCGCUGUUCUCACUGAACCUCAUGAAGCUUCCGUUUACAUCACUGACACCACCCAAGACAUUCCCAGCAUGCAGUUUGAGAAGGUGGCGUAUACGGUAAAGGAGAAGGAUGGAGCUCUGCACAUCCCCAUCAUCAGGACGGGUGAUCUCACCUACAAAUCCUCCGUUCGCUGUUUCACCCGCACCAUGUCCGCCAUGGUGAUGGACGACUUUGAGGAGAGGAGGAACGCAGAUGUCUCUCGUGUCGUCUUCCUCAAAGGAGAAAAGGUGAAGAACUGCACAGUCUACGUUAACGAUGACUCCGUCUUUGAGCCUGAAGAGGAGUUCCAGGUACAUUUGGGCACACCACAGGGAGAUCACUGGAGCGGAGCCAUGAUUGGAGUCAAUGACAUUGUCACUGUGACCAUUACUAAUGAUGAGGAUGCUCCUACCAUUGAGUUCGAACAGUCCUCUUACCAAGUGCGGGAGCCCUCUGGUCCGGAUGGCAUCGAGGUUCUGAACAUCAAAGUCAUCCGUAAAGGAGAUCUAGAUCGCACCUCCAAGAUCCGCUGCAGCACCAGGGACGGAUCAGCUCAGUCUGGAGUGGACUACAAUCCCAAAAGUCGAGUCCUCAAGUUCACACCUGGCGUGGACCACAUUCUCUUUAAGGUCGAAAUCCUGUCCAAUGAGGAGCGAGAGUGGCACGAGUCUUUCUCAUUGGUCCUCGGCCCUGAUGACCCGGUGGAAGCUGUGCUUGGAGAAGUUACAAUGGCGACAGUUACUAUCCUGGACCAAGAAGCUGCGGGAAGCCUCAUCCUUCCUGCUCCUCCCAUUGUGGUGUCACUCUCAGACUACGACUACGUCCAGGAGGUCACGAAGGAAGGCAGUAAGAAGUCUCCAUCUCCAGGCUAUCCUCUGGUCUGUGUGACUCCUUGUGACCCUCAUUACCCAAAGUCCUCCAUAAUGAGGGAGCGCUGUGAGGAGGCCGGCAUCAACCAGACCUCCAUCCACUUCAGCUGGGAGGUGGCAGCCCCCACAGACACCAGUGGAGCCCGCUCUCCCUUUGAGACGGUUACGGACAACACACCUUACACCACCGUCAAUCACAUGGUUCUGGACAGUAUCUACUUCAGCCGGCGGUUCCAUGUGCGCUGUGUGGCUCAGGCCCGGGAUAAGGCAGGGCACCUGGGUACCCCAUUAAGAAGCAACAUCGCCACCAUCGGCACUGAGGGCUCCAUAUGCCACACCCCGGUGACCACCGGCACUGCCCGUGGAUUUCAGGCCCAGUCGUUUAUUGCCACACUCAAAUACCUUGAUGUCAAACACAAAGAGCAUCCCAACAGGAUCCACAUCUCAGUUCAGAUUCCUCAUCAGGAUGGCAUGCUUCCACUGGUGUCAACUAUGCCCCUGCACAACCUGCACUUCCUGCUGUCAGAGUCCAUUUACCGGCAGCAGCACAUCUGCUCAAAUCUGGUCACCCUAAGAGACCUAAAGGGCAUUUCUGAAUCUGGCUUCCUAGAUGAUCUAUCCUACGACAGCAUAUCCCUGGGCCCGGGAUACGAUCGCCCCUAUCAGUUCAACCCCAACGUUCGGGAGGCCAGAACCAUCCAGCUGUACAAACACCUCAACCUGAAGAGCUGCAUCUGGACCUUUGAUGCCUACUACGAUAUGACCGAGCUCAUUGAUGUCUGCGGGGGAUCGGUCACUGCUGACUUCCAGGUCAGAGACUCAGCACAGUCCUUCCUGACUGUGCAGGUGCCUUUAUAUGUGUCGUACAUCUAUGUGACAGCCCCUCGUGGCUGGGCCUCGCUCGAGCACCACACAGAGAUGGAGUUCUCCUUCUUCUACGACACUGUACUGUGGAGGACGGGUAUCCAGACAGACAGUGUGCUGUCAGCCAGACUUCAGAUCAUCCGUAUCUUCAUCAGGGAAGAUGGACGGCUUGUGAUUGAGUUUAAGACGCACGCUAAGUUCAGAGGUCAGUUUGUUCCCAAUCAUCACACUCUUCCUGGGCACAAGUCCCACUUGAUGGCCCCGGACCACCUGGGGGGGAUUGACUUUGACCUGCAGCUGGUGUGGAGCGCACAGACCUUUGACUCCCCCUACCAGCUGUGGAGGGCCACCAGCUCCUACAGCAGAAAAGACUAUUCUGGAGAGUACACAGUGUUCCUGAUCCCCUGCACAGUGCAGCCCACUCAGCCAUGGAUCGAUCCUGGAGACAAGCCCCUCUCCUGCACAGCCCACGCCCCGGAAAAAUUCCUGGUGCCCAUUGCGUUCCAGCAAACGAAUCGCCCUGUUCCUGUGGUCUACUCCCUCAAUACCGAGUUCCAGCUCUGCAACAAUGAGAAGGUCUUCAUGAUGGACCCCGCCACUGCAGAUAUGUCCAUGGCUGAGAUGGACUACAAAGGAGCUUUCUCAAUGGGUCAGACAUUGUAUGGCCGGGUGUUGUGGAACCCAGAUCAGAACCUGAACUCAGCCUACAAGCUGCAGCUGGAGAAGGUGUAUCUGUGUACGGGAAGGGACGGCUACGUGCCCUUCUUUGACCCAACAGGCACCUUGUACAAUGAGGGACCUCAAUAUGGCUGCAUUCAACCCAACAAGCACCUCAAACACCGCUUCCUGCUGCUGGAUCGGAAGCAACCAGACGUGUGCGAUCACUACUUCCAUGAUGUUCCGUUCGAAGCCAGCUUUGCCUCAGACAUCCCCGACCUGCAGUCCAUGACUUCCAUGCCCGGUGUGGACGGCUUCACCAUGAAGGUGGAUGCCCUCUAUAAGGUGGAGGCGGGGCAUCAGUGGUAUCUCCAAGUGAUAUACAUCAUUGGGCCAGAGUCCACCACCAACCCCAGGAUCCAGCGCUCACUGACCUAUCAGCUGAAGCGAGGCCGUCGCGACCUGGUGGACCGGUCGGGCCGCCUGACUCUGGACGAGUCGCUCAUCUACGACAACGAGGGCGACCAGGUGAAGAACGGCACCAACAUGAAAACCCUGAAGCUGGAGGUGGAGGCCUCGGCCACCUUCAAGCCGCAGAUGGGGGGCUCCGUCGGAGGCGGCGUGGCCGCCUUCAUCCUGCUGCUGCUGAUCCUCCUGACCUUCUGCCUGCUGUUCAGAAAGUGCAGGAGGAAUGCCGGGAAGAAGAGACCACCCCCCAAGGCAGCGGAGGACUACCCGCUAAACACCAAGGUGGAGGUGUGCCUGGAGCGCCUGGAAAAGAACCUCAACAGCAAGAACUGCACUGUGAGGAACAUCAACCUCCUCAACAAGAGCACUGAGGCCUGCAAGGUCAACGGCGUCAAGGUCAAGCAGGUCAACCUGGAGGUCAAGCUCCACAACAAUCUGAACGACGGCACUGAGGUCUGAUCCGGCCACAUGUCCAAAAGAAGAAAAAAAAAACAAAGAAAAAAAAGAUACAAAAAUCCCCAAAAACAUGAGUAUUUAAUACGGAAUUGAACAGAAAAGCAUAUUUUCUAUAGCUGUUUGUAAUAAUGCAAUGAGAUAUUGUUAAUGUAUUUUUAUAUAUGGCCAUGAGUGAUAAAAGGGAAAAGUCUGUUUGCCAGCUAUGCAGUGUAAAGAAUUUCACAACUGAGCUACCUCAGGAAGUUACAAGAAUCUUGUUUGCGUUUAUAGCAUCAGAUAUCAUCAGAUGGAAAACAAUACAUCUUUAUUUUUUUUAGUUGUUUUAUGCCAGUAUGCCGGUAUGCCUUCGUCACUAUACUCAUCAUGUUACAGCAACCAGUGGUAGCUCAGCCACUUUUAUCACUUUGUUGCAUUGAUUUCGCUGCAUACUUUGUGAUUUACUGAUCCUAAUGAAACCACUAUGAAAGUAUUAAGCACAGGUUUUUAGUGCCAACACUGUUCGGACAACGAGAAUGAUGUACAUAUAAUACCUUUAUAAAGUGCAAUUAACAUGAUGACAUAAGUCGGUGUCCUUCGUCAUCCAUUUCUGGUUCUUUGCCUUGAUGUAAUUUCUUGUUGCUUGAUCACCAUUGUGCCACGCUGAUCUUCGUCAAGUGCGAUUUUCUGAGUCUCGAUACAAAUACAAAAAAAAACAUUGCAUAGUUUUUGGGGUUUUUUUUUUUUAUAUAAUUUCAUUUCUGAUUUUUCCACAUUUUUUCCCAAUUUGGCUAUCCAAUUGUCCCACGUCUUUGUGCGUCCCCAUCACCCUAGGAAAAUGCAGACGAGCACACGCCUCCUCCGACAUGUGUGAAGUCAGUCACCCCUUUUUUGAGCUGCUGCUGAUGAAUCAUUGCCUAAGCAGCAUCACAGCACACUCGGAGGAAGGCGCAGCGACUAGGUUCCGAUACAUCGGUUCACAGACGCCUCGUGCUGCCUGGCGCCACCUUUAAGAGUGUGAUGGGGAGAGAGCGCCAUCUACCCAUCCAGCUUGAUGGCAAAGCUGCAUGAGCAGGGGUUCGAACCUGCGACCUCCUGCUCAUAGUGGCAGAGCUUUAGAUCGCUGGACCACUCGGCGCCAAAACACUGCAUAGUUUAAAACGGUUUAAAAAUCACGAUACAUGACUGUAUUAUUUUUACAGCUGCUCUGGUAACUACUGUUUUUUUUUUACUGCCUGAAUGAUGAAUGAUUUUAUUGACUACUGUAAUAAAUACAGAGCUGACUUUUUUUUUUACACUAUAACACUAUAAGGAAAAAGAGGUACUGUACAGAUUAAGUCAAAAAGGCACAAAAAAAGAAAAAAAAGUCCUUAGGGAUACUGAGGAAUGCCUGAUGUAACAGAGGCUGAUAUAUUAUUUAUCCAUACCUUCAAAACCACAUGAAAUACAACUAAAAUUACAUUAGCCUUAUUUUUAUCCUUAUGUUUAGAGCUAAGGCUUAUGUUCAGAGCUAUAUUCAGACUUCUAGACUCCACAGCUUCCUCUCCUCUGCAGGCUGCGUUUUAAGUUACGUAAACGUAAAUUGGCUUCUAGUUUGUCAGCGUUAUUUUUUUUUCUGUUCCACCUUAAAUGGUGCAACAGCUGCUGGCAACUGAGCACUUUAUGGUAUUUAGGUUUAUAAUAUCAGAAUCUGCUGAUAUAUACAGCUCUGGAAAAAAAAUAAAUAAGAGACCAGUUUCUCUGAUUUUGCGAAGUGUUUGAGUAAAAUGAACAUUGUUGUUUUAUUCUAUGAACUACAGACAACAUUUCUCCCAAAUUCCAAAUAAAAAUAUUGUCAUUUAGAGCAUUUAUUUGCAGAAAAUAAGAAAUGGCUAAAAUAACAAAAGAUACAGAGCUUUUAGACCAUAAAUAAUGCAAAGAAAACAUUUAUAUAUUCAUAAAGUUUUAAGAAUUCAGAAAUCAAUAUUUGGUGGAAUAACCCUGUUUUUUAAUCACAGUGUUCAUGCGUGUUGGCAUGUUCUCCUCCACUAGUCUUACAUGCUGCUUUUGGAUAGCUUUAUGCCUGCAUUCCUGGUGCAAAAAUAAAAUAAGCAGUUCAGUUUGGUUUGAUGUCUUGUGAUCAUCCACCUUCCUCUUGAUUAUAUUCCAGAGGUUUUCAAUUUGGUCAAAUCAAAGAAACUCAUCAUUUUUAAGUGGUCUCUUUUUUCCAGAGUUUUAUCUUAAAUGAGGCCCAGAAAAUCCAAAUUCAAAGUGCAUUUCUAAGGCUACGUUCACAUUACAAGACUUAAUAAUCAGUUAAGAUUUUUUGCACAGAUCGAAUUUGGCUAAAUUAAUGGUUGGGAGAGAGGGUCGACCUGCUAGUGAGGAAGCUCUAUGGCCUCGAUAUGGAGAUCUGCGCAAGCGCAGUAGCCAGAACAACAACUUUUAAGGUUUUAUCUCAAAACUGUAUGAGUUCUUUUUGAAAAUAUAUUUUCAAUUGUAAGUAUUUGAUCUCCUGCUAUUGGUAAAGAUGAGAUCCUGCUCUUGUUUGACCAGAAAUAGCUGCCUGUAAACCCUCUGCUAUCUGUCACCAACCGCACAAAAUGCAUUUGUACAGGCAAACAGAUGAAUAAAAUCUAAUCUGAUGUUUACAUUCAUGUUGUGUGUUCAAAAAAUCGAAUACGUACCGUAUCUAGGACUAGGAAAAUAUUAGAUCUGUUCACACAGCAAUGGAAAAAUCUGAUUUGUCUCGCAUUAUAGCAAAGAUUUAAUGUGAAUAUAGUCUAAUUAUGUCUCUAAAUGGGUUGUAACAUUACAAAUCAGUUACAAUAAGCCUGGAGUCAGAAAGUCUUUAACAAAACAACCAAAGCUACUAAAAAAUACCAUUGAGGGAAGAUUUAAACAGUGAAAAGUACAGUAUCUUGUUUUUCUGAAAGUGCUGGAUAAAGGUUAUAUGCUGCGUUAUCAUUAUUUUAUACCAUGUGUCUCUACUGUAAUGAUGUACCCGUAUUUUGGAUUUGUAAUUGCUGUACUGUGUACUUAAAAGCUCCAUCAGUGUCCAAUGACAUUUCAAUGCUGACAUGAGAUUAUCAUCAUAUUAUCUUGCAUUAUUAUAAUGUUACUCUCAUAUUACGUACCACGUUUGGCACAUCCCCCCCCCCCCCCAGUGUUGCGUUAUUAAAGGACUCUGUUACAUAUAAUGAGGUGCUCGUUUUAGCGAGACUUCCCGGGUUAAUACUAAAGUCCCGGAUCUCCAUAGCACAGCGCAUUAAGCGCAAAUAAUUUUUUAAUUAUUUGAUUACAUUUGCUUACUUUGUCUGUACCUUAUUUCAUUGUAUGUACAAUUUUGCAGAAUGCAGUGCCUAUCAAAGUUUGAGAGAGAAGAUAUUUUUGGUGCUAUUAUUUGUGGGGAAAAAAUGACAAUGCUCUCGACACAAUGCCUGUACUAUGUGCCUUUUUAGUAAUAAAAAAAUGACCUCGUAAAAA